CUACCCUUCCAAUAGUCCAAUACCAUACUACCAUAUUGGUCUUUGUUUGCACCCUGCAUUGUGAAAAACUGAAAACCUAAAAGUUUUUCCGUCUUUCGGCUUCCACCUAAGGACUCGCUUCUCAUUCGGCUUCAUCUUCAACCUGUUGAUUUCUCGUGAUAGCAUAUCAACCAUCAUGGCCGAUGAUGAAGCAAAGCCUCUCAAUUAUGUGUCAGAAAUUGUAUUAAAGAAGAGGAAAAGCAAUGAAGACUGGGCAAAUAGAAGGAAAGAGCAGUUGGAGCAAAGGGUGAAAAAGUCUAAAAGUGAUAAUUUUGUUAUCAAGAAACCCGAACAGUUUAUCAGAGAAUUCCGUGAUAAAGAGUCAGAUCUCAUAAAAAUGAAAUAUCGAGGAAAGCGACCAAUAAAAUCAUCAGCAUUUCCUCAAUCAAAACUCCUUUUUAUAAUACGUAUACAGGGUAAAAAUGACAUGCAUCCACAGACAAGAAAACUGUUGUACUCUCUGAGAUUAAGGAGAAUGUUUACUGGUGUUUUUGUCAAGGCAAAUGAUAGAAUCAUGGAAAUUUUACAGAAAAUCGAGCCGUAUGUCACUUAUGGGUACCCUAACCUGAAGAGUGUGAAUGAGCUGAUAUACAAGAAGGGGUUGGCAAAAAUCAACAAACAAGUAUUUCCAUUGACAGACAACAACAUCAUUGAGCAGGCUAUGAGUGAACAUGGAAUUAUAUGCAUAGAAGACAUAGUGAAGGAGAUAGCAAAUGUGGGUCCACAUUUCAAGGAGGUGUGCAGUUUUUUGUGUCCUUUCAAUUUGAAUAAACCAGAGAAGGCGUUGCAGGGUAAGAAGAAGGCAUACAAGGAUGGUGGUGACUCUGGGAAUCGUGAAGAUCAAAUCAAUGAGUUGAUUAGUAAGAUGAAUUAAUUAAUGAUAUAAUAUAAUCUUUAAGUGAAUGUUCAACUCUUUUCCUUCCAAAUUUCAGGCUUCGAUUUUUAUUAAUCCUUGUUUUAUGGAAUGUAGUUCUUAUAGGUUAUUUGUGAGCUCUUCGAGCUUGUAAUACCAAACAAAAUUUUGUUAACUUUUUGAGAUAUGUAUGUCUUAUUAUUUUUGUGA
This is a messenger RNA of Lactuca sativa (garden lettuce), 1102 nucleotides long. Its product is annotated as Ribosomal protein L30/L7 family protein. Gene Ontology annotation, cellular component: cytosolic large ribosomal subunit. NCBI's taxonomy places the organism in Eukaryota, Viridiplantae, Streptophyta, Magnoliopsida, Asterales, Asteraceae. Gene Ontology annotation, molecular function: structural constituent of ribosome; RNA binding. The record is from RefSeq and is a predicted model, not a curated record. Gene Ontology annotation, biological process: maturation of LSU-rRNA from tricistronic rRNA transcript (SSU-rRNA, 5.8S rRNA, LSU-rRNA).